AUGUCGUGGUCAUUCCCAAUUUCCCUUGAUCGCCCAUAUAAAUCAUUACUGACUGUCUUUGCAUUCUGGAAAACUCUUCUUCUUUUCCUGGCUGUCUUCAGCCCUGGCCCUGGAUACGACACUUCAACCACGCUUCGGUUGGACCGUAAUGCAACCAAUGCAGUCGGCGAUGGCCCAUUUACAGCGAGCUUGCGCCUGGUUUCCACCAAGCUGACCAGAUGGGACGCUAUAUAUUUCACCGAGGUCGCAAGCCGGGGCUAUAUUUUCGAGCAAGAAUGGGCUUUCGGUUAUGGCUUCACCAAGCUCAUCAAUUUCUUUGCCAGUGCUCUCCAAAAGACAGGCGCUGUAGACUACGCAUUUAGGGAACACAUCGCUGGUAUUAUCAUAGCUCAUGCAGCUCAUGGCCUGUCGGUGCUAGUCCUCUACUAUCUGGGGUGUGCCAUAUUUUCCGGAAGGCAGGGUCGCAUGCUGGCAUUCGUCGCGGCCUGUUUACAUAUCUUCUCACCUGCUGGGCUCUUCCUUUCGGCUCCGUACGGGGAGAAGCCUCAGCCCGUCGGGGCUUCCACGGGUCUCAAAGAUGCUCUCAUUCCGCUAGCGGGUAUCCUGUGCGGAUUAGCCACGACUGUUCGCAGCAAUGGGAUCCUCAACGGCCUGCUGUUCCUCGAAGAAGCAAUCAGAGUGCUCUAUUCCAUGACCGGGGGUAUCACCUUUGCAAAAUCUCGCCGGCUACUCGCCGUGGGCAUAGCUGGUGUCUGCACGGGUCUUGGUUUUGUGAUACCGCAGUACAUUGCUUACCGGGAUUUCUGCGUCAAUUACCCCUAUACGCACUAUGAAGAGCCAAGGAUAUGGUGUCGUAGGACUCUUCCAUCUAUCUACAGCUUCGUCCAGGACCAUUAUUGGAACAAUGGUUUUCUCCGGUACUGGACUGUGUCCAAUAUCCCCCUGUUUGCCUUGGCCAGUCCAAUGCUGGCUAUCAUGACCUAUUCUGCCCUUUGGACUCUCAACGUCGAGGCGGGCAGACUGACGGGAGGAGGCUGCCUAUUGCGCAGCCUGGCGGCUCCUCAGCUCAUCCUGGCGAUCCUGACACUCGCAAAACAUCAUGGGUACUCGUCGGUCCGCCUGGACAAGAAGGAGGUUGGGAGUCAGAAGCAGCGUUCGUAUGCAAGCCUGGCAGUCACUUUUAUGAUUUGCUACGCGGCUGUUCAGGGUGUCCUUUUUGCUUCUUUCUUACCGCCGGCCUGA
Molecule: messenger RNA, 1242 nt
Organism: Aspergillus novofumigatus IBT 16806
Lineage: Eukaryota; Fungi; Ascomycota; Eurotiomycetes; Eurotiales; Aspergillaceae
Product: DUF409 domain protein
Exons: 5
Coding region: 1-1242 (413 amino acids)
Biological process (GO): GPI anchor biosynthetic process
Cellular component (GO): mannosyltransferase complex; endoplasmic reticulum membrane
Molecular function (GO): GPI mannosyltransferase activity; alpha-1,6-mannosyltransferase activity
Source: RefSeq, a predicted model, not a curated record